This is a messenger RNA of Talaromyces proteolyticus, 2910 nucleotides long. RefSeq lists its product as uncharacterized. Lineage: Eukaryota; Fungi; Ascomycota; Eurotiomycetes; Eurotiales; Trichocomaceae. The transcript has 2 exons. The record is from RefSeq and is a predicted model, not a curated record. Bases 1 to 2910 code for a protein of 969 amino acids.
AUGCGAUCUCUCCUCAGGUUCCGACGGCAUAAAGAUAAAGCGGAAGGGAAGAUCCAAGAAGUGCAGAGAUCUCCUGCAGGCUGGCAUCUUCCUCAGGCCCGCUUCCCCACCACCACAUCUUUGGAGACCCCGUCCCGCAAAGCACAGCCUACAGGAAAAGCCAAUGUCACGGAAGAUCAUGAGAUCGUCGAAAACGAAGCGGUUUUGGGGAGUUCGGCCAUUUCAAAUACAUCUGAUGCUGGCGGCUUGGAGCUGUCCAGAACAACCCCAGUGUCGAUCGCUGAAGACGUGUCGCGAAGCCUCUGGAACCGCGCAUAUGAGAGCUUGAAGUCAGGAGGGGACACAUCAAAGCUUGUCACAGCCUACGAGAAGAUUCUCACAAGCGUGUUUCAGAAUGAGUCAGAAGCAUCGGUCGUCCUCUUGAGCGACGAUGCUCCCAAUAUGUUUGCCUGCGAUGAUGACACCCGUAUGACUAACAUGGGAGAAGUGACUAGAAUAGCUCUGGCCAGGGUUCGGAGACACAAUACUGUCAACUACGCAAUCUCUCAGGCCACCGAGUUCACCAAGAUCAUCCAGGAUGCUGUCGGCACCAUGCUGUCAGGCUAUCCUCCCGCAGCCCUCGCUUGGUCCGGAAUUUGUGUCAUUCUGCCUGUGCUCGCUGGUCCUGCUGUCCAGAGCAUCGCACUAAAGGACGGUCUGUUCUACGUCACUGAGAAGCUGGAGUGGUAUCUCGCUAUUUCUCGGUUACCUUUCAAGGAAAGCUUGUCUGCGUCUGGCGAUUUAUCGCAUCUCCGAAGCUUAAUGGAAUCAAAAGUUCUCCAGCUCAUCCAGUCAUUCUUGGAGUUCGAGAUGAAGAGUGUCUGUUUCCUCUUUGCCGAAAGCCCUCUUGUUCGAACCCUUAAGACGAUGUUGUCCAUCGAUGAUUGGAAAUCACGAACAGAUAGUCUCAAAACCCUGGAAUCCGAGAUCAGAGACUCUAUAUUGCAGUUUCAAGGCGCAUCCAACUCCGUUAGUCUCAUCAAGAUUAACGACAACACCUCCCAGAUCACAGCGGUUGUCAAGGAAAUGCGACUUCUUAGGAAACAACAGACUGAGUCUCAACGGCUUGAGCUCGUUGCCAAGUUCUGUGCAGAGAACACUUGUCCGUACGCCGAUAGAAUCGAUGCAGUCCCAAAGAGAGUUGAAGGCACGUGCGAAUGGUUUCAGGCCCAUGACCGAUACAGAGCCUGGCUCGAGUCUCCAGACGGUGGCCUUUUACUCUUUUCGGCAGAUCCUGGUUGCGGUAAAUCGGUUCUUUCCAGAUUUCUCAUCGAAGACAUUCUCUCCUUAAAGAUGCCAGAUGCGGUGUUAUGCUACUUCUUCUUCAAGGACAGCCCCGACCAAAACAACAUAUGUGCGGCGUUAUGUGCGCUAAUUCACCAGAUUCUGUCUCAGUAUACAGAGCUCUUAGAUCUUGUUGUCAAUGACAUUAUCAAGAAUGGCACGGGGCUGACAUCGAAGGAGACGACGCUCUGGAGGAUUUUCGAGAAGAUAACGGAUCGCAACAAGACGAAGAGGGACGUCGUAUGCGUUCUUGACGCUCUGGAUGAAUGCCAAAAAGCUGAUCGGAUAACACUGGUCAACCGGAUCAAGGAUCUCAUCGAGGGCAACAGCAACGCGGCCCGGAAACGUAACGAGUCAUCACGUCGAAAGAUGAGGUUCCUUAUCACGACACGAGGAUACCCGGAUAUAAUGAAUCUUUUCCGCCAUUUCCCGCAGGGCUGGAUACACCUAGCUGGAGAAAACAAGAAGGAGGUCGACGAAAUUCAAUCUGAAAUUACCAUGGUUCUUGACUUUAAACUGAACCAACUUGCCAGAGAAAAAAUGUUUGAUGAGAUGCGCAAAGAGAAGAUCCGCAACAGCUUGAUGGAGAAGGGCGGCGAACAAAGAACCUACCUCUGGGUACAACUCGUGUUUGAGGUGUUGGAGGAGAACCUGAGAGACCAGUUGAAAAUCUGGAAUCGACUUAUCAACACGGUACCUCAGACCGUUUACAACGCAUACGACAAGCUCCUCGAGCGAGUGCGCCAGGACGACAAGGACCGCGUUAUAAUGCUCCUCAGUCUGAUGAUUGUGGCUCUCCGGCCUCUCUCGGUGCAGACUGCUGCAUUUCUAUUGGGCGUCAGGGACUUCGCAGAUAGUCACGAUGAUCCACUUCAUCUUCAGGAUUCUGACAAUUGGGAGGAAUUGGAUCUAGAGUCCGACGCGAACUUCAAGGCUUGGGUUAGCGGCACGUGCGGCAAUUUUGUGACCGUUUAUGACGAACAGCUCUUCUUCAUCCAUCAAACUGCCAAAGAGUUUCUCCUUGCUGCAAGAGAAGCCGCGGGGGGUGGAAGUUCUCAAUCAUUCAAAAAUUGCAUAGCGGAGCGGCAAGCUCACAAGCUCAUGGCUGAGAACUGCCUGCUCGUUUGGAAGUAUGGAAGACUCCGCGUCGAGGACGAAUCAUAUCGUUACUGUCUAGAUUUUACGGCACACCACUUUCGAGAAGCUCAGAGCUUCUCAACAGAUGGAGAGAUCGUGGUUCAAGAUAUCGACAACCGGUUUUGGGAUAUCUAUGUGGCCAGUUGGGACGACGGUAGAUUCAUUCAGUCUCAGUCCCUCAGCCGUUUCCUGCGGAACUACGACGCAGAACCCUUCGUUACACCCUACACGGAUCCAAUGAAACUCGCUUUCCUGGCAACAUUCGGUCAUUAUCGGCUCCUCGACCUGAUGCUUCGACAAUCUACAACCAGCGGGCACAUUUUGGAUGCUAUGGAUGUCCCUGGACUCCUCUCCAGCACCCGUGCUGAAGCGCAUUGCGCCAACCUACUUCUAAGCUACCUUCCUCAACGACCAGUACUAGUUGUACAGGACUACGAUUCAUUUAUUUAG